Molecule: messenger RNA, 1542 nt
Organism: Clonostachys rhizophaga
Lineage: Eukaryota; Fungi; Ascomycota; Sordariomycetes; Hypocreales; Bionectriaceae
Source: the annotation of a GenBank genome assembly
AUGUCGCAUUUCUCUGCACAGCUCCAGCCUGGCCGUGGGCUUGGCUUUCUAGCCCUCGGAGCCUCGUUGCACGAUAUCCUAACGCGUCUCAAGGCUGAGCCUCAGCGAUUCCCCAAAAUCGACAUAUUAUAUGACCCGAAGAGCCCCGUAACAGAGCCUGUCUGUAUCUAUCUUCCCCUCAACGGGAUCCGACUACGCUUCGAUGGACCUGAACAGCGGUUAAGACUCAUUGAAGUCGUCGAUUUCAACAAGAGCCACAUUACGUUCAACGACAAAGACCUAGUAAGGCCCCUUAACGGCACGACGGCAGCAGCCCCGACAAACACCAACGAUGGAUCCCUAGGACCAACAUUCAGACACAUCUACCAUAGGCUUCUAGGGCCAACGUAUGCAGGAGAGUAUCUUCCACCGACGAACGGCCAACAAGACGGGAUUUACGUACUCUCCUAUCCUGGUGUUGCUUUCAACUUCUCGCUGCCAGCGUCAGCCUACUCGCCAGAUAAGGAUGUCGUAUCGUUACUCUCCUCGUCUUCAAGCCAAACGGCAACAUCGAUGGCCAUCUUCAGUGGGGUCUCGUGGGCCGAAUCCCGAAGUACUCUAUGGACUGAAAUCCUCCCCAGUGUUAAGCUCACGUCCAUUGUUCCCCGCAGCAAGGAUGUUGCGCCUGACGAGAUUUCGCUGAUCCGGAUACAAGGCGGUGGGAAGCUGGAGCUGUUCCGGAAGUGGACGAACAACGCAUUCGUGAUUAAGCUGGGAGAAACAUCUCCGCAGGAUUUAAUAAGGGAGCUCGGCCCGCCAAGCGCAAUUUAUAGAAAGAACGAUCAGAAGAUGGUGAUCCACAAGCUUCGCACGGCAAGCCAUACACGCAGCCGACCGAGCGCUGGUGAGCUGGGAAGGCCUGACGACUUGACCGACACGGAUCAUUCCUCGAUGAACACCGGUUCGGACGACUCGGACAAUGAAGCUGCUGUCGAGGAGUUUGCGCGGAACCCGUCAGGAGAGUGCUUUUACAACUACUUUUUCCUCGGGUUUGAUGUGCUAUUAUCAACCCCUGUGCCGGUAUCCCCAACGCCCCCUGGGCAGGUUGGGCAGGAAGAAAUAGCUCCAAGUGAUAUCAAAAAUCAUUCUCCAGACAGACUUGUCGCCACCAAACUUGUCAUUCAUGGCAACGUGCCUGGGUCGUACGAAUUCAAUCGCCAUCGGCGCUGCCGCUGGGAAAUUGGGUGUCUUCCCGAGAAGCCGGAGGAAGGACCCGCCAACUCUGAGCUGCUCUUCAAAGACGUAGAGGUUCGUAUGAACGAGAAGUGGGCGCCAUCUCACCCGGGCCAGGGCGCACGACCGCGGCAGAGAGGCAUGGUCUUGAACCGUGGCUGGGGAGACAGUCCGGGCAGCAGCUGCGAGUUGCUUGGGGGCUGGGAAGAGAGUGGUGCUCGCAGGGCGGAAGCCAACGGCGAUUCGACGACGACGACCCUUUAUGGGUUCCCCGGUAUGGUGUUUGAGGUUUUGAAGAACGGAUAUGUCAAUACUCUUACGGUGUUUUAG